CAAUUAGGUUCUCUGUGGUGUUUCCAUAACCAAGGUUCUAUAAAUACCAAGGUGAACUUUUGCGUACAACUUAUUACAACACAUAUAAGAAAAUGUCGUUCGCCCGUUCCAAGCGGAUCCCUGCCUUGGUUGUAGUAAUAUUGAUCGCGGUGGUAACACUCAUGGUAAUCCCAUACUCCCAAGGUAAUUCAUCCAACCUCAAGUCCAUCGGUCAUAGUAUCACCCAGCAACUAUCAUUUUCCCAGUCACAACUGACAUAUAAAAAAAUUGAACAUCAAGACAAAGCAUUCCAAGUUUCCACAGUGGUAUACGAGAAGGAAUCUAGCGAUAACAACAAGCACAGUGUCUUAAUACUUUCGUCCAUUGGCAGUGGCAAGUCAUAUGGCGGGGACCGUGAUUUCCUGAAAUUCUUGGAUGUUGUUCGUAGUAUUGUUAAUGUAAGAGACAGUUCCAAAUAUGAAUUUUCUCUUGGAGUUCAAUGCAAUGAUGAAAACGAGUUCCUGGUGAUCAAGAACGCCAUUGAUCUGGUCCAGGAUAGCUUAGAACCUAUACUAUCAAGAAUCAUAUUGGUGUCUGCUCCCAAGUUGGAAGAUCAAAUUGGAUUAUCUCGUGGAAACAGACACAACCCUAAACUUCAACGUUUGAGAAGAAGAUUAAUUGCAAAAUCAAGAAAUUUCCUUUGGACCACUGCAUUGAAAAACGAGCAAUAUAUUUUCUUUAUGGAUGCUGAUAUGAUUUCCUUGACUGAGAAUAUGGUGGAAUAUUUUGUUGAAUCAGAUAAAGAUAUCGUGGUACCCCGUGUCGACACUGCCGGUGGUAUAAAAGAUUAUGAUAAGAACUCCUGGAGGGGACAACGUACCAAACCAACGCAAAAACAAUUAGAUUUAAUGGAUGCCGGAAAAUGGAAUGAUUGGGAUUACGUUCCUCACGAUGUUAAUGACCAGAUUUAUCAUUUUUCAACUUUCUUAAAAAAAGAUCUUGUAAAACAUAAAGGAGAUUUAACGUAUAAAUUCCCAUUGGAUUCUGUUGGUGGGGCGGUUUUAUUUGCUAAAUCUAUGGUGUUCAAGCAAGGUGCAAUUUUCCCAACCAGCAAUAUUAUUGGCACUACUUGGGACAGAAGUGAAGGAUAUGAUGGUAUAGAAACCGAAGGGUUGUGUUAUUUAGCUAAACCUUUGGGGUUCUCUUGUUGGGGUAUGCCUAAUCUUGUAGCUACUCAUAUAUAGAUUAUUUAUACUUUUAUAGUUAUGAAUUGAUAUGUGUUACCAGAGC
Molecule: messenger RNA, 1269 nt
Organism: Spathaspora passalidarum NRRL Y-27907
Lineage: Eukaryota; Fungi; Ascomycota; Pichiomycetes; Serinales; Debaryomycetaceae
Exons: 1
Coding region: 93-1223 (376 amino acids)
Biological process (GO): cell wall mannoprotein biosynthetic process; protein N-linked glycosylation
Cellular component (GO): mannan polymerase complex
Molecular function (GO): alpha-1,6-mannosyltransferase activity
Source: RefSeq, a predicted model, not a curated record